AUGGCCGGGCGCCGAGCUGAUGAAUCAAGGUCCUAUCGCUCCGGCGAUUCAGCACGAGGUCGCAACCCGCCUCCGCCCCGCCGCGAGGAGCGAGAGCGGUACGACCGCCGAGACGACCGCCGUGAGGAGCGUCGGGUCAAAUAUGACGGUGACAGGUACGACCGCCGCGACACCCGCGACCGCGACUCGUAUGCCCCGUCACGUCGCUCGAGGUCGCCGGAUCGCCACCGCCGCCCCGACCGCGAGCGCUCCAGAGAUCGAGGCCGCUAUCCUGACGACCGCCAUCGUGAAGAUAGAGCCCGGCACGACCGUGAUAGAGACCGUGCACAUGACAGGGACAGGGACGACCGCAGGCGCGAUCGACGAGACGCAUACGAUGGAGACCGCCGGCGGACCUCAUUCUCGUCCGCUGCAUCCCCGCGAGAUCGGGACAUGAAGUUCCGCUCUCGUGACAGAUCUGAAGAACGCCUCUCUCCUGAAGAAAAGCAGAAGCGCGAAGAGGAGAAGCUGGCAAAGGAGAAGGAGGAACAGCAGAAGGCACGGCAAGCCAAAGUCGAAGCGUGGAAAAAGAAGAAGGCAGAGGAAUUGGCAACCAAGGCAGCUGUCAUAGCCUCUCCAUCCACUACUGCGCCCUCCACACCAGCGCCGGGUUCCACACCCGCUACGGGCCAGGUGACUCCGGAACCUGUCAAGGCUAAGUCUGUCUCUAAGGGCCCCGCUGAGAAGUCCAUGCAGAAGCAGAAGUCAGGAUUCACGCUCGACGGCCAGGUCAAGGUCAACCCACUGACUACCAAGGUUCCCGUCCCAUGCAAGGAAGCCGUAAACGGAAACGCUGACUCGGGUGUGCCCCCCUUCUCUCCUGCAUUCAAGAACCCUAUGCUCACCGGCCAAGAUCGCGUUACAGCCCCACCACUAAAAGCCAGUGGCAACAUCAGCUCCUUUGGACUCAAGGCGAAGCCCGCCACAGAUAGCAAAGCCUCCAAGAACGCUCUCCUUGAUGACGACGACGAUACGAGCAAGCGGACCCUUCAACAGUUGCCCGACUUCGACCCCAAAGACGAACCAACGUUCGAAGGGGAUGACACAGCUAUGGAUGACAUUGAAGGAAGCGACGACGAGGACGCUAAUGCUCAGGCUCAGGCUCAACUUGAGAAACGUCGCGAGGAGCUGGCAAACGAGGACACGGCUAUGAAUGACGCCCCCCCUGCCGUCGAUGAAGCAGAUGUCAAAAUGGCUGAUAACGAUGCAGCUAGUGCCGAGGAAGAUGACGUUGAUCCUCUUGACGCUUUUAUGGCUGGUCUCGAACCUGGUGCUGAAGCUAGGGGCUUGCACGGCCAGACUAUGUUCGAAGACGACAACGAGCUGACAAUGGACGCUGUUCAGUCGGAGGAUAUUCUUGCAAUCGCUGCAGCCAAGAAGAAGAAGCGUGAAAUGAAAACUGUCAAUCACGCCGAGAUCACAUAUGAACCAUUUAGAAAGAGCUUCUACUCAGAACCCGCAGAAGUUACGUUGAUGGAUGAGGAUGAGGUUGCCAAUCUGCGGUUCGAGCUCGACGGCAUAAAAGUCACACCUGACGACGCUCCAAGGCCUGUCACUAAAUUUGCUCAGAUGGGUCUUCUCCAACAAACUCUGGAUGUCUUUGCGAAUCUGGGUUAUGACAGACCCACCGCUAUUCAAUGUCAGGCAAUUCCCAUUGCCGAAUCAGGUCUGGACAUGAUUGGAGUCGCCAAGACCGGAUCAGGCAAGACCAUUGCGUUCGGUAUUCCCCUUAUUCGUCACAUCCUCGACCAGCCACACCUGAAAACUGGUGAGGGCCCCAUUGUUCUCAUUUUGGCACCGACCCGCGAACUUGCCGUUCAGAUUGUCAGAGAAUUGAAACCCUUCCUCAAGGCCUCCGAUCUCAAAGCUGCGUGUGCCUAUGGCGGUGCUCCGAUCAAGGACCAGAUUGCAGAAAUCAAACGGGGUGGCAUUCAUGUUCUCUGUGCAACCCCCGGUCGAUUGAUUGAUCUUCUCCAAAGCAACUCGGGUCGUGUUCUUAAUUUCAGGCGGGUCACCUAUGUCAUACUUGAUGAGGCGGACCGCAUGUUUGACAUGGGCUUUGAACCACAGGUCAUGAAGAUCAUGGCACAAAUUCGUCCUGAUCGCCAGACCGCUCUUUUUUCCGCUACUUUUCCGAAGACCAUGGCUGCUUUGGCCAGGAAGAUCCUUACACAUCCUGUUGAGGUCAUCAUUGGUGGUAAGAGUGUCGUCGCCCCAGAAAUCAAACAAAUUGUUACGAUCGUCCCACCCAACCCAGAAGAGAAGAUGAAGCAGUUGCUUCUUCAACUCGGUAAGCUCUUCGAUGAACACGAAGAAGAUGAUGCUCGCGCUUUGAUCUUUGUUGAAAAGCAGACUGCCGCCGAGGACCUCCUCCCAAAAAUCACUAAGCGUGGUUAUCCCUGUAACACAAUCCAUGGCAAGAAGGACCAGUCUGAUCGAACGGAUGCUAUCAACGACUUCAAGAACGGUGCCCUGCCUGUACUGAUUGCAACUUCUGUUGCUGCUAGAGGAUUGGACGUUCCGCAGCUCAAACUCGUAAUCAACUACGAUUGCCCCUCUCACCUGGAAGAUUACGUCCAUCGGUGUGGGAGAACAGGACGUGCCGGUAAUACUGGCACUGCUGUCACGCUGAUUGAACUACCAGGGCAGGAGCGUUUUGCUCAUCAUCUUGUUAAAGCCUUGAAGGAAAGUAACCAGACGGUUCCGGAUGACCUGCUCAAGGUGGAGGCAACAUUCCACAAGAAAAUUGCAGCUGGUGAAGAGAAGGCUUAUGGCGGUUUUGGUGGCAAAGGGCUCGAGCGCAUCGAUGAAAAGCGGAACAAAGAGAGGCGGCGUGAGAAGCAAGCCUUUAAGGCUGGUGACGACGCGGAUGAGAGUGAGGAUGAGGAAUUGGAAAUUCCUACUGUCAAAAAGAACGUUGCUGAGGCAACAAAACCCGCCACACCUGCUGCCGUUGCGACUCCAGUCGCAAUGGAGGAAGAAAAACCAGCCUGGAUGAAGCUCCUCGAAGGCAAAAUUAUUGUCAACAAAACCGAACGUCCAUCAGACAAUAUGUCGAAACCUCUCACUGCCAUGGAGAAAGUUAAGAUGGCUUCUCAAGCUGUCAAUAGUCGUUUAAGUAAGAAGGGCAUGAUUCAUCACGGCCAACCAAUCGACAACAAAGGCCCCGAUGCCGGAGCGUAUCACUCAACAAUCGAAAUCAACGACUUCCCACAGAAGGCUCGUUGGGCUGUUACCAACCGCACCAACGUUGCUAAGAUUCUCGAGGCAACCGGUACCUCCAUCACGACGAAGGGCACGUACUACCCGGCAGGAAAGCAGCCGGGAGAGGGCGAUUUACCGAAGCUCUACAUCCUUGUCGAGGGUGACACUGAAACGGUUGUAACUUCCGCUAUGAUGGAGCUCACUCGUCUUCUCAAAGAAGGCACCAUGGCGACAGACGAUGCACCAGCCCGAGGAGCAACGGGUCGUUACAGCGUCGUCUGA
Messenger RNA from Lindgomyces ingoldianus, 3525 nucleotides. Its product is annotated as P-loop containing nucleoside triphosphate hydrolase protein. Gene Ontology annotation, molecular function: RNA helicase activity; ATP binding; RNA binding. Lineage: Eukaryota; Fungi; Ascomycota; Dothideomycetes; Pleosporales; Lindgomycetaceae. The record is from RefSeq and is a predicted model, not a curated record. The transcript is spliced from 2 exons. Bases 1 to 3525 code for a protein of 1174 amino acids.